AGAUUAUAAGGCAUGAUUAACAAGGGGUGCUAGAUACUAUUCAAAACGAUGACCUUCUGGUGACGUGAUAGUCAUGCCUUUGAAAAACUCUAGCAAAGGAAAAAAGAAGAAUGGUAAAGCCAAGAAGUCAAGAAAAUCGAAGUCUUCUGCAAAACUUGGAGCGAGUGGAGACCAUAAUCCGACUCCGGAACAAAAACACAAACUCUUCCUUGAGAAGCUGAACAGUUGGCUUCGGGCAAACUGUGCUCAGCUUAUUGACACCUUCGCCAGAUAUGACAGCAAAGGAUGUGGCAUGGUAUCAAAAGAAGAAUUCUGCGAGAGUCUGCUGCUGAUGAAGGCACCCCUUUCUAAGGAUGAAACUCAGAUGGUGCUAAAGUUUCUGUCCGAGAAACCGCCUCGUGCUAAAAUCGAUUACUUGCUGUUUGCGAGAGGCGUACAAAUUCCAUUCCCAGUCCGGGAUGAUGUAAUGUGUGAGACCCAGGAUAUCAAGCUGACGGUACGAGACCUCUCACAUCCGCAGUGUACCAAAUGUAAACUCAAGUUCCCGCCCACUGAACGUCUUGAAGUGCGCCCCAGAUACGUUGAUCUGACCCUGGAGCUGCUCCAAUUUCUGGAUAAGGAGAUACCAUGCAACUUUACCGAGAGAGUCACCGCAACUCUGUCUAUAUUCGGAAUUAAACAGCUUGUUCAGCACACUUUCGGGCAUUCUCUACUUGAUCUUAAGGUUUAUCGGGAGAGGACAGGGGAAACUGAGCCACUGAAGGACGAUCUUACAUUAGCAGAGAUAGGAUUUAAGGGAAACACCUCCGAGACACCGGAGUCAGUGACACUAUUCUACGAUGUACAUGUGAACGUGCACGUCAACAUCGAGGUUACCCACCCUUUCUAUGCCUGUCCUCUUCUCCUGACAGACCAUUACUUUGCCAAACAUGAGAAUCCCCCUUCCGGUGCUACGUCUGUGUCGUGAAGGAAAGGAGACACUGAAACAAGCUCAAGUUUUCCUCUGAUCUUAUCAAGUUUUAUGUUCGAUUUUCAUGAGAUUAGCAAGCGUUGACAGAUCGACUAUGAUUAUCGAUCAUUUUAUUUGAAAAUUCCACACCGAUAUUUUGAAUAUUGAUUUUAUUUUCAGUUAAUAUAUUAUUAUCAGAUAUGAGUGCAGUGAUUCAAUUAUUACUAUGGGCUUAGAACACUUGACGAUGUAAUCAACGAUCUUUAAAUUACGUUCGUGGAAACACCUUUGGCUUUAGAUAGUUCCAACUGGAAUUGGGCCAAUGAUACAAUCGACACUUUUGACUUAAAUUUGAUAGAAGUUGGGAAAAUUAGUUGAUUCCACAGAAACUGUAACAGUUUACACCAGUAAUGUUUUAUGUUAGAGCAUGACAAUGAAACAACUUUCAUUUUUUAACCAAAACCGAGUAACCUGGAAACUUGUUCUUGAAUUUUCUAAAUAGUAGUGAUAGUAAGAUGAAUAUACAAGUGGCAAUACAAGUGAUAUAAGAAAUUUAUUUCAAAAUGGUACAGAAUACGUUGUGCGGUAAACACAGUCACCUUGGUGGCUUGGUCAGUCACUUUAACCUGGUCGAUCAAACACAGUCAUGUCACUAUAAUCAGUCAAAUACAGUCACUAUGAUCAGUCAAAAACAGUUACUAUGAUCAGUCAAAUACAGUCACUAUGGUCAUUCAAAUACAGUUACUAUGAUCAGUCAAAAACAGCCACUAUAAUCAGUCAAAUACAGUCACUAUGGUCAGUCAAAUACAGCCACUAUGGUCAUUCAAAUACAGUCACUAUGGUCAUUCAAAUACAGUUACUAUGAUCAGUCAAAAACAGCCACUAUGAUCAGUUAAACACGACAAUUCAUUUAGAAACGAUUAAAGAUCGUGAAAUUGUCGAACGAUAAAGUCAAUGUCUUAGAUAAUAUUAUGUAGAUAUGUGGUAGUCAUUGUAUUUCUGAAUCUGUGAAAGUCGCAAUUUUCUGUCCAUGACUCGUGGUUGUGUUUAUAAUGUCAUUGUUAAAAAAUGCUUCUACCCUGUCGCCUUGUAUAACCAUUCUGACCCCGAGCUCUUUUCGUCCUGCAGUAAAGAUAAGAUUGGGAAUUAAAAAGACUUGUAAUAUGAUGAUCUGAUAGAGAAAAGAAAAUUGAUUGGAUAUUACAGUUUUAAUCUGAU
This is a messenger RNA of Bolinopsis microptera, 2167 nucleotides long. RefSeq lists its product as uncharacterized. Bases 74 to 967 code for a protein of 297 amino acids. The record is from RefSeq and is a predicted model, not a curated record. NCBI's taxonomy places the organism in Eukaryota, Metazoa, Ctenophora, Tentaculata, Lobata, Bolinopsidae. The transcript has 8 exons. Gene Ontology annotation, molecular function: calcium ion binding.